This is a messenger RNA of Oldenlandia corymbosa var. corymbosa, 3375 nucleotides long. The record is from the annotation of a GenBank genome assembly. NCBI's taxonomy places the organism in Eukaryota, Viridiplantae, Streptophyta, Magnoliopsida, Gentianales, Rubiaceae.
UAAACCCAAAAAGGCCAAAAAGAAAACUUAAAAUAAAUUUUUUUUUCCAAAAAAGAAAAAUUAAAAAAAUAGCAACAAAAAACUGGUGUGUGUGUGUGUGUGAGUGCGUGUGUUGGUUGGUUCUUAUUCUUCUUCUUCUCCAGCUUCCCCCAUUCUUUUUACUUUCUCUCUCACACACUCACACACUAAACCAAAAUUUUACUUUGCUCACUUCCCCUGCUUUCUCUCUCCCCCUUCCUCCUUUUUUUUUUCCCCUUUGUUUUUGUGGAGAGGAAAUAACGCCAUUUCUCCCCUUUUCCUCCAUUCCAUCUCCUUCAUUACCUUCUUCUUCUCCUUUUCUCUCUCUUCAUCUCCAUUUUCUGCGUUUUCAUUACUUUUUUUUUCCUCCCCCUCUUUUUUUUUUCUUUUGUUAUUUAAUAAUAAUAUAUAUAGAACGUAGAGAGGGAGGGAGAGACGGAGGAGGGGUGGGCGGUGGGUCGUUUUUUUUUGAAAUUAUUAAUUAUCUAUAAAUAUUAUUUUUUCCCCGGAAAAUAAUUAUAAAUUGAAGCUUUGAAGGAAGGAUCAAUGGGGGUUCCGGCAAGUGUUACUGCAGGAGUCCAUGUUAGCUUUAGUCUUUGGUGAUGGAAAUCAUCGUCACCGUUCAAUUAUUGCUAUGGAUUUCGACGCCGGAAUUCCGAUAUCCCGAGCUUCUGUCACCGAAGGCUCGUCCUCUCUCGACCAAGAUACUCUGUGGCAAAUGAAUUUGAGAUCAAGGGAACAAAUGGAAGGAGGUACUUAUCCUGUGCGUGAAGGUGAACCAGAUUGUUCUUAUUAUAUCAGAACAGGACUUUGCAGAUAUGGAGCAACAUGCCGUUUUAAUCAUCCUCCCAACAGAAAACUGGCUAUUGCCACGGCAAGGAUGAGAGGAGAAUAUCCAGAAAGACUAGGACAACCAGAAUGUCAGUAUUACUUGAAGACGGGAACUUGUAAGUUUGGAGCUACGUGCAAGUUUCAUCAUCCCAGAGAAAAGGCUGGGGUUGCUGGAAGAGUUACCUUAAAUAUCUUAGGCUACCCGCUCCGUCCGAAUGAACUUGAGUGCGCCUAUUAUCUUAGAACUGGCCAUUGCAAAUUUGGGAGCACUUGCAAAUUUCAUCAUCCACAGCCAGCUAACAUGAUGGUGUCUUUACGUGGAUCUCCUGUCUACCCUCCUGUACAUUCACCUACAACUCCUGGUCAACUGUCAUAUCCCAUGUCCAGGGCUUCUUUUGUUCCCAGCCCACGCUGGCAGAGUCCUUCGAGUUAUGCUCCAGUACUCCUCCCUCAGGGUGUGGUUUCAGUCCCCGGUUGGAAUGCAUUUGGUGCUCAGCUUGGUUCUGCUUCAACUUCUGAGAGCCAGCAGCAAAUGAGGGAGACUGUAUUUCCUGAAAGGCCUGGACAGCCCGAGUGCCAAUUUUACAUGAAAACUGGAGAUUGUAAGUUUGGUGCUGUGUGCAAAUUCCACCACCCAAGAGAGAGAAUAAUUCCUGCUCCUGACUGUGUUCUGAGUCCAAUUGGGCUUCCCUUGCGCCCAGGAGAACCUUUGUGCAUUUUCUACUCUCGAUAUGGAAUCUGCAAGUUUGGCCCCAGUUGCAAGUUUGAUCAUCCCAUGGGUGUAUUUACAUACAACCUAUCAUCUUCUGCAGCUGAUGCUCCUGCUGUGCGACGUCUAAUGGGCUCAUCAUCUGCAGCUAGUAACUUGACUUUGGGUUCAGAAGGUCUUGUUGAAGCCAGCUCAACAAAGACAAGGCGAGUGCCUUUGUCUGAGGCAAGAAAUGAUCAAGAGGAAUGACUAUAGUUCCUCGAAUAUAAUUCAGUUGAUAUCAUUGCCAUCUUUUAGAGGAUAAGAAUGCUCCCCUGUAAAUUUGUCUCCAUUGCUGGAGAUGUACAGAGAUCAUAAGAAGUCAAUCUAAUCUUCUGACUUGAAUAUCAGUUGAAGGGUUGACUUCGUUGAAACAUCUCUUUGCUGCAUUGUAUGAAUCUGCUGAUAUUUAUCACUUUUGGUGAAAUCAAAUGUGAAGAUAUUCUCUUCUCCAACUGUCCUUUUGUUUGCUUAUUAGGGCCCAUCAAAGUGUCUUCUGUGAAGACUUUUCUCUUUCGUUUUAUUUCUUCUGCAUUGGCUUAGUGUGCGGCUGACACUUUUGUCCAAUCUGCUUCUGGUUAGUGCAUGAUUCAACUGGUGUGAUUUCGUGCUCUGAGCAUAGGAUUAUCUUCUUGGCUGUUCAGUUUUAUAAUCUCUGUUGAUCAUGUGAGGGAUAUAAACACAUUUGAUGUUUUGGCUAAUUAGAUAUUUAUUUUCAAGUGCUGUUUUUUGCUCUUUAAUUUUGCAGCUAAGUGGAUCACCUGUGAUUUUUUCUCCUUGUCACUUUUCUUGAUCAGGGACUUGGUCUGGGAACAGUAGAGAUUUGUUUAGUUUAAUAAUCUCUGUUGCUCAUGUGAGGGAUACACAUACAUUUGAUGUUUUGGCCAAUUGGACACAUAUUUUCUAGUGCUGUUAUUUGCUCUCCAAUUUUGCAGCUAAGUGGAUCACCUGCCAUAUUUUUCCUUUCCACUUUCUUGAUCAGGGAGUUAGUCUAGGAAUGGUAGAGAUUUGUUUGGUACUCGACUUUUCCUCGGUAGAAUUAAUGUUUUCUAUUAGCUUGGCAUCUCUAGUUCUGCUGUGUUCUGAGUGAACAUUUUUUGGGUCCUGUGCAAGAGCAUCUUUCAAAUAAUUGUGUGUAGCUGCUUUUUGCUAACAAUUGUUAUUCAUAUUUAAGAAAGUUACAGCUAGGCUGGGCGAAGGAGAGGAUAUGCAUUGUCAUAAUCAUCCUGGAAAUUGGAAGGUCAAGUAAGUGCUUUUGUAGCCCUUUGGUAUGCAUUGCCAUUACGGAAUUACGAUUUAUUUGAAAAAGUUGUCGUCAUUGCUUCUGAAAUAUAUACUCCCUCCGUCCCGAAAUUAUUGUCUAGUUUGAAUUUUUAGUUUAGUACAAAUUGAAUUGAAAGUGAAAAUCCAAACUGGACAAUUAUUUUGGGACAGAGGGGAGUAGUUUAUUAUGAAUGGUUGUCUAGCUAUCACAUUUCUCUUAUUUUUCACUUCUUGCUCAGCUGGAACUUUGGGCUGCUGAUGGAUGGCUGAUUCCGUUAUCAUAGUGAGUAUCAAGGUCUCGGGGAAUAGAACUCAUAAGCUAUGCUUCCGUAUUUCUAGGUACAGCGAUUUUUAAAAUACAUCUCAAUAUUAUAUAAGGAAAACAAAAAAAGAGCUCAAAGGAAUCUACCGUGCAUUCAUAUAUCAGGCUUGACUAGACUUCUGGACUGCUACCAUUUCAUUGCCCUUCCUUGUUGGACUGGAAUUCUUUUUUUAUCUUUUUUUUUUUUGGGGGG